Messenger RNA from Populus trichocarpa (black cottonwood), 2134 nucleotides. RefSeq names its product calcineurin B-like protein 4. The record is from RefSeq and is a predicted model, not a curated record. The transcript has 9 exons. Lineage: Eukaryota; Viridiplantae; Streptophyta; Magnoliopsida; Malpighiales; Salicaceae. Gene Ontology annotation, biological process: calcium-mediated signaling. Gene Ontology annotation, molecular function: kinase binding; calcium ion binding. Bases 1128 to 1721 code for a protein of 197 amino acids.
UUGUCCAGCCUAUCCAAAACUUGAACCAAAUUGCGGGUUGAGUCCAAUUUUUCUUUAUCUGUUUUGUUAGAGGUAGUGGGUAAUUGUCUUUAUAUAGUUCUGCUCCCUUUCAAAUCCAUCUCUAAGCUUUUUGUACUUUACAAAGGGAUGGUCAUGUCAGCUUAUGUAGGCUUUGUUUGGUAUUAGGUACCAUAUAAUACUUGUGAGAUUCUUUGUAGUGUUCGGAAGUUUUGAAAAUUCAACCAUAUCCUUAUAUUAAUUUAUGCUCUUGAGGAUGUAGAAAUAUAGACACAAGCUUUCAAAAAGAUUACAAAUUGGACGUGUGGCUAAAAGAGAGUACGUUUUGGACAAAUGUCAACUGGCUGUGACAUGGAAGAAAAUGGUUGCUGAAAACUCAUCAUACCUGACCGGAGGAGUCUUGCCAUAGACAAGUAAAGGUCUGCUUUGUGGGUUUUCUUUGUGCUGAUGACACUGCCUUCUUGAUCUUACCACUUAAGUUGAGCUCUUACAUCCUUAAACGAAGAGGGAUAUCCAUAAGAUUCCAAAAACCUGGCAAUUCAAGCAGGUUAAAGGCUGCAGAUACUCAAGCUUAGCAAUUAUUCCAAUCUAGCGUAUUUCUUUGGGAAUUGCCAGGUGGGAUUUUUUUCAGUAGAAACCACCAUUGGCAUGCCUGCUGAUUUCCAAGAAGUUUUAUGAGUGGAUCGUGCUGGUUGUCUUGAUCAUGGGCUGCUGCCAGUCAAAGGGAACAAAAACGACAGCAUGGUGUAAAGAGCUGACAGUUCUUGCUUCUGGAACACCCUGUGAGUAUGCAUUAUCAACAAGCCUACUUCCUAGCUAUGUUUCAAUGGAUAUUCCACUAAUUUCUCGACAACUGUUGCUUUUUGUCUUACGACAUGGAUGGAUAGAGAGUGCCUUGAUUGGUUCCUGUAUAUUAACCUUUGUUGACAAUAUUGAAAGAAUAAGAAGCAUGCAUAUGAUGUUGUUAGGGAAAAGGGGAGAAGGAAAAACAAUUUUGUUCCUAAUUAUUAGUUUAAGUUUCUGCUAGAAACAGCUUGCUCAGAUUACUGUAAGCGAAGUAGAGGCCUUACAUGAACUUUUUAAGAAAUUAAGUAGUUCAGUCAUUGGCGAUGGAUUUAUUAGCAAGGAAGAUCUUCAGUUUGCGCUCUUCAGGAACAACAAUAAGAAGAAUCUGUUUGCAAACAGGUGCUAGAGAUUCUUCCUCGUAUGGUCAUGGUGCGGCCGCCUGGUGCUAUGGCCUUUACCUUCUUUCUAAGUUGCAUCUACUUCUGGUACUUCUGCAGAUGUUUGAUUUGUUUGAUGUCAAGUGCAAUGGAGUCAUUGAGUUUGGAGAAUUCGUUCAAUCUUUGGGUGUCUUCCAUCCAAAUGCUCCAGUUGAAGAAAAAAUCUACUUUGCUUUCAGAUUAUAUGAUCUAAGGCAAACUGGUUUCAUUGAACAGGAGGAGUUGAAGGAGAUGGUAGUGGCCCUUCUCCAGGAAUCGAAUCUGGAACUGUCAGAUGAUGUCGUCCAGACAAUUGUUGAUAAGACAUUUAGUGAUGCUGAUUCAAAAGGCGAUGGAAAAAUUGAUCCAGAAGAGUGGAAGGAAUUUGUGUCGAAGAAUCCUUCUAUUAUCAAGAACAUGACUCUACCUUACUUAAAGGAUGUAACUGUGGCCUUUCCCAGCUUCGUGCUAAUUUCUGAAUUGGGAGAAUCAGAAAUGUAGUAGAAAAGUAUCAAUUAUAUAAUUUCUAGCAUGGGGCGCUUUUGAAUAAUCAGAGCUCAACUAAAAAGAUGUUGGAAUCUGCAUGAAUGCCGAUAGAAGGGCUAGAAACUCUUGAUUUUACAACCCUCUGAAAUGCAACCAUGAUUUGAUCAAGGUGCAACUUAUUAGCCAUUUUAAGCCUCUUGGUUUUGUUCUUUAAUGCAGAGUUAGUACAGCGUAGUUUGCUUCAUGUUUUGCACAAGUAUAUUACAUUUCAGCAGCAGAAAUUCAGUGGUGGUGGGUUCUGAAAAGGUAGUAUUUAAGCAGAUACUUUGAGGAGUUGUGUUUUUGUAUUUACUGCUGCUUUUCUUUAAAGAGGCAGGUAGCAUGCUCCAUCUGUUUCCAAAUCAAUAUAUGAUUGAAAAAUUAAGGCA